Fukomys damarensis (Damara mole-rat) is the source of this 1820-nucleotide messenger RNA. RefSeq names its product EPM2A glucan phosphatase, laforin (gene Epm2a). The record is from RefSeq and is a predicted model, not a curated record. Gene Ontology annotation, cellular component: nucleus; cytoplasm. Gene Ontology annotation, molecular function: carbohydrate phosphatase activity; protein tyrosine/serine/threonine phosphatase activity; protein tyrosine phosphatase activity. The transcript is spliced from 3 exons. Gene Ontology annotation, biological process: protein dephosphorylation. Lineage: Eukaryota; Metazoa; Chordata; Mammalia; Rodentia; Bathyergidae. The coding region runs from base 110 to 691 and encodes 193 amino acids.
UGGGCCUCACCAUGACCGCUGCUGUACUUACAAUGAAAACAACUUGGUAGAUGGUGUUUACUGCCUCCCGAUAGGACACUGGAUAGAGGCCACUGGGCACACCAAUGAGAUGAAGCACACAACAGACUUCUAUUUUAAUAUUGCAGGCCACCAAGCCAUGCAUUAUUCAAGAAUCCUCCCAAGUGUCUGGCUGGGUAGCUGCCCUCGCCAAGUGGAGCAUGUAACCAUCAAAAUGAAACAUGAACUGGGGAUUACAGCUGUCAUGAAUUUCCAGACAGAAUGGGAUAUUGUCCAGAAUUCUUCAGGCUGCAACCGCUACCCCGAACCCAUGACCCCAGACACUAUGAUCAGACUGUAUAAAGAAGAAGGCUUGGUCUACAUCUGGAUGCCGACAGCAGAUAUGAGCACUGAAGGCCGUGUGCAGAUGCUGCCCCAGGCCGUGUGCCUCCUGCACGCCCUUCUCGAGAACGGCCACACCGUGUACGUCCACUGCAACGCCGGGGUGGGCCGCUCUACCGCGGCCGUUAGCGGGUGGCUGCAGUAUGUGAUGGGCUGGAACCUGAGGAAGGUGCAGUACUUCCUCAUGGCCAAGAGGCCGGCUGUGUACAUUGAUGAAGAGGCCCUGGAACGGGCACAAGAAGACUUUUACCAGAAGUUUGGGAAGCUUCGUUCUUCCGUGUGCAAUCUGUAGCUGGCUGUCCUGCCUCCCCUUCCUCCCAGUGUCUUAAGGAGCCUGAGGUUGUGUUAGUGAAAUGGCCUAGAAACAAAGAUCUUACCUGAACAGCAAGGACUGCAGAUGUUGGUUCCUGCUCCAGGCCACCCCUUUGAUCUGGGGCCGUCUAUUAUACUUCGGUUGGUCUGCAUCUUGGAGAUACUUUACAAAGGGAGCUGUGACUGACACCUGAGAAAACGCCACAAGCAGUUGGGCUGCGCAGUACUGUUCUAGCCUCAGACUGAAAAAGGAUGUGUCCAGUCCCCUGCUGCAGGCAGAAGACUACCUUGCUUUACAGUUGCUGCGUGGAUUGUGUUGUAGAUUCACAACAGCACUUUCUAGUUGCAUUGUAACUCUGGAACGCAGAAGAAAAGACAGCAGGUUAUGUGGUUUUCAUCACUGAUGUGCAUGUAUGCUUACACUUGUACACAAACACCCAACACACACACACACACUGCUUUUCUAUUGAACUGAACUGAAAUACAGUCAUUUGCCAAAGGAGGGAAUAAAGGUGAAAGCCUAGAAUGUGACAGAAGACUCAACCGGGGCAAAGCAGUGGCUUUCUUGGCUUUGAUUUUGCAUACUGUUUCAUAGUUGUUAAAGUUUACUCCUAGGCAUCACCUUCCUUACCUACCCAACUCCCAGUGACAAAGUAAUCUCUGUUUCUGUUUUAAUUGAGGUUUAAUGAACAUAGGUAACUUGUGCAAAGUCUCAUGGCUAAUCAGAGAUGACUGGAGUUUGUAACUUGAGUUUAUUUGGCUUAGUUUUGUUUUUAGGACAACUCAUUUUUUUCAGCUUAGUGUAGUAAGUUCAGUUUUGUCCCUCUCGGAAUAAGAUUGAUCCCUGCAGCAGUGAGAAAUGGAAUAAUGUUCUGAUAAGUUGCUGAGGAAUUUAGGGCAGUAAUUCUUUUUUGUGAAAAUUAAUUUAAACCAUGGUGAAUUAUCUCAAGGCCAGUGUGGCGUGAGAGGAAUUAUAUUUCCAGAAGAGCCAGAAUCUGCAGAACGUUGUUCCACGACUUCAGUCUGAUCCUGGUUCAGCCCUCAAUUUAGCACAACACACAGUUACUGUCCCUCAGUAUGGAGCUCACCCCCCUGGGUUGUAUGGGAAA